GAGCGGGCGGCGGGAGCGCACGGCGCCGGCCGCGGGGUGGGUUACCGGGGGCCGCAGACAGUUUCUGUUACUAUGGCCAUGACGUCAGGGACUACAACAACUUUUCCUAUGAGCGACCAUACCCGAGAAAGAGUGACUGUAGCCACGCUCACGUUGGAGAAUGUUUACAGCAACCUAAUUUUACAGCAUGAAGAGAGAGAAACCAGGCAGAAGAAAUUAGGAGUGGCUAUGGAAGAAGAAGGAUUAGCAGAUGAAGAGCAAAAGUUACGCCGAUCACAACAUGCUCGCAAAGAAACAGAGUUCUUACGGCUCAAGAGGACCAGGCUUGGCUUGGAAGAUUUUGAAUCUCUGAAAGUUAUAGGACGAGGAGCUUUUGGAGAGGUAUGGCUGGUCCAGAAGAAAGACACAGGCCAUAUCUAUGCAAUGAAGAUACUGAGAAAAGCUGAUAUGCUUGAAAAAGAGAAGGAAGAAUCUGUGGCACAUAUUCGAGCAGAAAGAGAUAUUUUGGUAGAAGCAGAUGGUGCCUGGGUGGUGAAGAUGUUUUACAGUUUUCAGGAUAAGAGGAACCUUUAUCUAAUCAUGGAAUUUCUCCCUGGAGGUGACAUGAUGACCUUGUUAAUGAAGAAGGAUACCUUGACGGAAGAGAAAACACAGUUCUACAUUUCAGAGAUGGUUCUGGCCGUAGAUGCAAUCCACCAGUUGGGUUUCAUCCAUCGGGAUAUUAAGCCAGACAACCUUUUAUUGGAUGUCAAGGGACAUGUAAAAUUAUCUGAUUUUGGUUUCUGCAUGGGAUUAAAGAAAGCUCACAGAACUGAAUUCUACAGAAAUCUCACUCACAACCCACCAAGUGACUUCUCAUUCCAGAACAUGAACUCAAAGAGGAAAGCAGAAAACUGGAAGAAAAAUCGGAGGCAGCUGGCAUAUUCCACAGUUGGGACCCCAGAUUACAUUGCUCCAGAAGUCUUCAUGCAGAUGGGUUACAAUAAGCUGUGUGACUGGUGGUCCCUGGGAGUGAUUAUGUAUGAAAUGCUAAUAGGCUAUCCACCUUUCUGCUCUGAAACUCCUCAGGAUACAUACAGAAAAGUGAUGAACUGGAAAGAAACUCUAGUAUUUCCUCCAGAAGUACCUUUCUCUGAGCAAGCCAAGGACUUAAUUCUCAGAUUUUGUAUUGAUUCUGAAAACAGAAUUGGGAAUGGUGGAGUGAAAGAAAUAAAAGGCCACCCCUUCUUUGAAUAUGUAGACUGGGGGCACAUAAGGGAAAGGCCAGCAGCAAUCCCUAUAGAAAUCAAAGGCAUUGAUGAUACUUCAAAUUUUGAUGACUUCCCUGAGUCUGAUAUCUUACAACCAUUGCCAAACACCACAGAACCAGAUUACAAAUCCAAAGACUGGGUUUUUCUCAAUUACACCUAUAAGAGGUUUGAAGGGUUGACUCAGCAUGGCUCUAUCCCCACCUACAUGAAAGCAGGGAAAUUGAGAGGAGAUCCACUGUGUCCACAGCACGAGCACUCAGGGAGCUGCACGCAAGUCCUGCUCGGCACCGAUCUCCAGACCCUGAAGUCUCCCAAGGAUGGUGGUGCUCACUGACAACAGGAAAUUCGGCAGGACUAGGCU
Molecule: messenger RNA, 1611 nt
Organism: Octodon degus (degu)
Lineage: Eukaryota; Metazoa; Chordata; Mammalia; Rodentia; Octodontidae
Product: serine/threonine-protein kinase 38-like
Biological process (GO): peptidyl-serine phosphorylation; intracellular signal transduction
Molecular function (GO): protein serine/threonine kinase activity; ATP binding
Source: RefSeq, a predicted model, not a curated record